AUGAUUCCAGUUAUUCUAGGGAAAUUGCCGCCAGAUUUCAGGACAAAUAUUACACGGGAAAACGGAAGUGAUGAUUGGAAUAUACAGAAACUACGAGACGCUAUUUGCAGAGAACUUUCAAUUCAAGAAUCAGGACAUAAUGAAUACAUGUAUCAACCGCCGACAGCUAAUCACACCGCAAAUUUUGUAGCAAGCGUUAAGAAGGAUUUUAACAAAAAUCGCCCACAAGGAACAACAUCGAAGUAUCAAGGUAUGAAAAAACCAAUUAAUUCCGCACAAAGAAAACGAGCUUGCACAUUCUGUGAGGGGGUCCACUUUUCCAAUGACUGCAAGGAUGUCGCCGAACAUGAAAGAAGAAUAGCCAUUAUUAAAGAAAAGAAAUUGUGUUUUAAUUGUUUUGGUACUCACAAAGUAUCAGAUUGUCGCUCUAAAUACGACUGUAGAAUUUGCCACCGUAAGCAUCAUACAUCAAUUUGCAAGAAAAAUACAACACAACAAUCAGAAGAUAAGGACACCACAGAAACUUCAAUGCUGUACACAUCAGCCAGUCAAGAAACUUCAACCGUUUUGCUGAAAACAGCAGUAGCUCAGGUAAUGUCGGUGAAUAAUACAGCAGAGGCAAACAUACUUUUCGACGAGGGUGCACAACGGUCUUUUAUUACUGCAGACUUAGCUACUAAAUUAAAUGUACAAAAAGAGGGAUCCGAAAAUCUGAAUAUUGUUUCUUUCGGGAAUAAAACUAGCGGUAUUAGAAAUUUAGACAAAACCACAGUACAGUUGAAAGCCAAUAAUGGAGAGAUUAUACCUAUACAAGUACUGAUAGUACCCACCAUAGCAUCACCGCUUCAGAGCCAGAGUAGAAAAAUUACGCAGGGACUUCACUAUCUACAUGGCUUAUCUCUAGCCCACCCCGUUACAGACGCAGAGUCUUUUGAGCUUACUCUUCUAAUUGGAGCAGACUUUUAUUGGAAUAUAGUGCAAGAUAAAAUAAUACGUGGAAAUGGUCCGACUGCUGUAAGCUCUAAACUUGGAUAUUUGUUGUCAGGUCCAGUUCCAGUCAAGAACAAUAACCAGUCAACUUCAAUGAUGAAUGUUUUGAUAUCUCAUAAACAGGAAACUUGCGAUUUAGAGAAAUUUUGGAAACUGGAGUCUUUAGGAAUUGACGAAAAGGAAGUUGAUACGCAAUUGAUAGAUGUCAUGGAAACCUUUGCCGAAUCGUCCAUUACAAAACAAAAUGGGAAAUAUGUGUCCAAACUACCAUGGAAAGGAAACUGCCCGGAAUUACCAACAAACAAAGAGAUCGUCAAAAGAAGAACAGAAAAUGUAAUACGUCGUAUUUCAAAAGACAAAGAAAUGUUCCGAAUGUAUGGAGAUAUUAUAUCUGACCAAGAACGGAGAGGUUUCAUAGAAGAGGUAAGCGAUGAGACUCUUACUGAAAAUCUUAUUCAUUAUAUACCACAUCACGCUGUCAAGAAGGAUUCCACAACCACGCCUGUACGAAUAGUUUAUAACUGUAGCUGUAAAGCAAAUUCUUACAGCGCUAGUCUCAACGAUUGUUUAGCAGAAUACCCGCCUAUGAUGAACGACCUUACUACAAUUUUGACACGCUGUAGAAUGAAGAAAUAUGCAGUGACAGCUGAUAUAGAGAAAGCAUUUCUACACAUAGAAUUAGACGAAAAUGACAGAGAUGUUACGAGAUUCUUUUGGUUACAGAACCCCAACAAUCCGAACAGUCCAUUAAUAACUUACAGGUUCAAAGUAGUAUUGUUUGGUGCAACCUGUUCACCCUUCAUUUUGAGUGCUACAUUGAUGAAACACUUUAAGGAAAACCCAUCUAACACAUCCCCAGAACUGCAAAGGAACAUAUAUGUAGAUAACAUUCUAACGAGCUUUCCUGACGAGACAACUCUACUCAAGUUUUAUACAGAAUCUCGCACAUUAUUACACGAUGCCGGUUUUAACUUGAGAUCAUGGAAUUCUAACAAUGAAAACUUACGAAAUAGAGCAAUACAGGAAAAGGCAGGAGACGAGGACCAGACAGUUAAAAUACUUGGGAUGCGCUGGAACACAAAAUCUGAUAAUAUUUUGUAUAAUCAACUUACUUUGACAGAAAAUGAUGAUAUACCAUUAACAAAACGAGAAGUGUUGCGCCAGUCGUCAAGAAUAUUUGAUCCGAUUGGAUUAAUAUCACCAGUUACUGUGACAUCAAAACUAUUUAUGCAAAGAUUAUGGAAAGAGAAGUUAAAUUGGGACGAACUAUUACCGAGUACUUUAAAAGAAGAAUGGAAAGCGAUCGCUACGGAAAUAGAAGAGGCAACAAAAACAGAAAUUUCCCGCCAAAUAACACCUGAAUCUGAUGCGCAAGAGGAGACUGAACUUCAUAUAUUUACAGACGCCAGUCAACAAGCAUAUGGCGCGUGUGCCUAUUUAGUCAAAGGGAACACGUCUAGUCUAAUCAUUACAAAAAACAGAGUCGCUCCGGUAAAAACUAUAACUUUGCCACGUUUGGAAUUAAUGGGUGCGCUGAUUGGCGCCAGAUUAGCAAACUAUUUAGUAGGAUUUAUUGACAUAAACAAGAAAUAUUUUUGGAGUGACAGUCAAAUAGUGUUGAGUUGGAUAUCGUCAACAAAAACGUUACCUACAUUUGUGUCUAAUCGUCUCAAAGAAAUUCGAAAAUUGGCCGCAAACAGUGAUUGGAGAUAUUGCCCAACAGACCAAAACCCAGCAGAUUAUCUUACCCGCGGAAUUACGGCAAAACAGCUCAUGAAUAGUGCACUUUGGAUAAAGGGACCAAAAUGGAUCGCCACCAAGACAGAAUGGCCAAGCUGGACAAGAAAUGUGGAAAACUGUAACACAUUUUCAACAAUUACAGAGGAAUAUAUGGACGUUGAGAUACAUGUACCAAAGACAAGUUGUAUUCAAAUUGAAAAAUAUAGCUCGUUAAGUAAAUUGGUUAGAAUAACAGCAUAUGUGUUAAGAUCUAUUCGUAAUCUGAAGACCCGUAAAAGCGAGCGAACGAUUGGAAUACUCAGCAUUCAAGAAAUCGGAGAAUCCGAAAUUACACUUAUUCGUAAUGUUCAGCGGACGACAUUUGAACUCGAGAUUGAUAGUUUGAACCCAUCAUCGAAACAUAAAGUUGCUAUAGUUAGACAACUUAGACUUUAUUUGGACGACAACGGAUUAUUACGCUGCGGAGGAAGACUAAACAACGCACCAUUAGAUUAUAAUACGAAGUAUCCAAUUUUGUUACCAACGAAACACCAUUUUACGUCAUUGAUAAUUAGAGACAUGCAUCACAAAAAUCUACACUCUGGACUAAACAGCACAAUUGCGCAUAUUCAGCAGAAGUUUUGGAUUCCGAGAAUUCGUCAAUGUGUGAAAUACCAUCUUAGAAAAUGCUCACAGUGCAAUAAAGUAACAGGAAAACCUUACCGCGCACCUGAGCCACCGCCGCUUCCGAAAGAUAGACUUAAAAUAACAUUGACUGCACAACUUAUAUUUGCCUGUUUACAUGUGCAGCAACACGAGCAGUACAUCUUGAAAUUGUACCGGAUAUGA
Mytilus trossulus (common blue mussel) is the source of this 3558-nucleotide messenger RNA. RefSeq lists its product as uncharacterized. The record is from RefSeq and is a predicted model, not a curated record. The coding region runs from base 1 to 3558 and encodes 1185 amino acids. The transcript has a single exon. NCBI's taxonomy places the organism in Eukaryota, Metazoa, Mollusca, Bivalvia, Mytilida, Mytilidae.